GUAAUAUUCAGACGACUCCAGCAAAUUGACUGCGUAAAACUCCAAGAAGAGGGGGUUUGUACAAUUUGGUACUGUAUUUGGGACACAGAUUAUCGGAACAUAUUUUACGUUAUUGAAUUUAGAUGCUUCAUGUAUCUACCUAUUUAAAUACUCUCCCAGGCUAUUUGGAAACAACGAAGCCGCUUGUUCUUUAACCAUCGACAUGUUCAAGCGCGGAUCUAAAAAACGACGGUCGAAUCGCUCGCAGGAGGAGGAAGACCCAGACCGGGGACAACCAUGUAUAAGAUGUGGAGACCAGUGUCCUGGCUUUCGUAUGCAUGGCUGGAGAAAGAUCUGUGUGCACUGUAAGUGUGUGCGUGAGGAGCAUGCAGUGCGGGCAGUGCCGGGCCAGCUAGAGAGGAUGAUGAUGAAGCUGGUUUCAGACUUCCAAAGACACUCCAUCUCUGAUGACGACUCGGGCUGUGCGUCCGAGGAGUACGCCUGGGUCCCACCUGGACUCAAGCCUGAACAGGUGUAUCAGUAUUUCAGCUGUAUCCCGGAGGACAGAGUGCCCUAUGCUAACAGCUCAGGAGAGAGGUACCGCAUCAAACAGCUCCUUCACCAGCUACCAGCCCACGACAGUGAGCAUCAGUACUGUAACCAACUGGAUGAGGAGGAGAAGAAGGAGCUUUGUCUGUUCAGUCAGCAGAGGAAGAGGGAGAACCUGGGCAGAGGCAUGGUCAGACUGUUCCCUGUCACCAUGACCGGAGCCAUCUGCCAACAGUGUGGCAGACAGAUCUAUGGUGGGGACAUAGCAGUGUUUGCCAGCCGAGCGGGGCACGGUAGCUGUUGGCACCCUCAGUGUUUCCAGUGUGCCUCGUGCACUGAGCUGCUGGUAGACCUCAUCUACUUCUACCAGGAUGGACAGAUCUACUGCGGCCGGCACCACGCUGAGAGAAUGAAACCACGCUGCCAAGCCUGUGAUGAGAUCAUUCUAGCAGAUGAGUGUACGGAGGCAGAGGGCCGACACUGGCACAUGAAGCACUUCUGUUGUUUUGAGUGUGAGGCAGCGUUGGGAGGGCAGCGGUACAUCAUGAGAGAGAGCCGGCCGUACUGCUGCUCCUGCUAUGAGUCCUUCUAUGCAGAGUACUGUGACACCUGUGGGGAACACAUAGGUAUAGACCAGGGUCAGAUGACCUAUGAGGGCCAGCACUGGCAUGCAGCCGAGUCGUGUUUCUGCUGUGCCCGCUGUCGGCUCCCCCUGCUGGGGCGGCCGUUCCUCCCGCGUGGGGGCCUUAUCUUCUGCUCCAGGCCCUGCUCCCUGGGAGAGGACCCAGAUAACUCAGACUCGUGUGACUCAGCCCUCCAGAGCCGGCCUCCGCAGCACAGGCACUGUGAGACUGCAGAGAAGAUCCAACAGUCGCAGCGCUGCUCCCCACAGCAACCACCAGAGGGAGCCAACAUCCCUGUUGUCCCAGGAAAAAACUGUGUUCAUGCUGCACAGGAAAAUGAAGGUGUUCACAUCUCUACUGAUGUUCCAAAUGGAGUCUCCCCACCACCCAAUGGUCAUCGUAACCUCAGAAGGUCCUACUCUCCUCUUCCCCACUGUCGCUUAGCCAAAGGCUGGGCACCAUCUUGGCCUAUCGACCAAUCUCUCAACAGUUUGCACACUGGAGACUGUGGCAAGCAUCCAGGCAGUAGUCUGGAGUUUUUAGGAGAGCCCAACGGCUACGCUGGACACCCCCUCACCAGUUUCAGUAGAGGAACUUCUACUGCAAAGGACUGUGGGAACUGGGUGGAGAAGAGUAGUCAAGUUACAAAAGUGUGUCCUCCCCCUAGGAAUUCCUCCUUACCUGCAUCACUAAACCACCCCAGUCCUGCUGACCCACCGCCCCUCCCAGCCCCUCUACCCACCAAGUCUUGUGAUUUGAUGGCCAAGCCAAAUCUGUACCAACCAGAACCAAGCCCCCCUGACGUUAGUCCCCAAUCAUUUCGCAGUGGGACAGCCAGAGUCAGCUUCCGAGAGCCAAUCAGCUGCAGCUACUCUGUGAAUGAGGAGGAGGAGGAAGAAGAUGAGGAGAGAGGAGAAAAGGAAGAAGAACAGGUAGAAUGGGAGGAAGAGGAUGGAGGUUUUGGGCGCAGAUUACAUAUGGAGAAGGGCAUUCCACCUCAAAUGGACCUACUGGGUAAGACCACUUUUCUCUUUUUUUCUCUCUCUUUUCAUCACAACUGCCAACUGUCUUUUUUUUGUGUCCCCUCAGAUGGUUCAUACCAACAUCGUAGUUUACGGCGGGGGUGGAAUAGAGGCCGUGUGGCCUCUGACUCCGUUCUCCACCUAGGCACAGAGACACGCUUCCGUCACUCUCUGCCUGAUCGGCCCCGUCUGGACGCUCUAGAAUGGAGAGGACAGCGGGAGAGUGCUUCCCUCUCUUCCCCUGGCACCACAGAGCCCCUGUCACUCACCCUCCAGCCAGCACAGUACAACAAACAUGAGGACUCCUGCUCAACCUGCUCCUCCUCCUCAGAAUCAGAGGAAGAGGGUUACUUCUUGGGGCAGCCCAUCCCCUUGCCCCCCCAGCUAACCCGAAGGCCCCCGUCCGUGGACGGAGAGAGGGAGGGAGAGGGGGAUGGAGAGAGGAAAGGAGUGAAGGAUAGGGGUUUGAGGAACAGCCUGAGAAGGAAGAAGAGGAGGGCAAAUAGCCUUGGCGCAAAGGACAAAGACACGAACUGUGCAAUCUCCUAACUUUGACCCUCACAGACCCAGUGAAAGUUAUUCUUAUUCAACAAGCAGGCCAAUGUUCAAUAUCACAAAAAUGAAUCUGUAAUAUGUUGCAAUUCCUUUGGGAUACUUUGAACACAAUACUCCUAUGCAGCAGACUUAUUCAAAGAUGGAGUAAACUACUGUACUAUGACUAUCACAUAUUAGUGUUCAGAAUAUGAUUUAAAAUAUGUUUUAUGCGUUUUAUAUUUGUAUUUUGUUUCAGGCACGUUUUUGCACAGUAAAAUGAAACUUGCAUCCA
Messenger RNA from Oncorhynchus masou masou (cherry salmon), 2999 nucleotides. Its product is annotated as prickle-like protein 2. The record is from RefSeq and is a predicted model, not a curated record. The transcript is spliced from 10 exons. Lineage: Eukaryota; Metazoa; Chordata; Actinopteri; Salmoniformes; Salmonidae. Bases 203 to 2722 code for a protein of 839 amino acids. Gene Ontology annotation, molecular function: zinc ion binding.